Messenger RNA from Nematocida ausubeli, 3582 nucleotides. RefSeq lists its product as uncharacterized. The record is from RefSeq and is a predicted model, not a curated record. The coding region runs from base 1 to 3582 and encodes 1193 amino acids. Lineage: Eukaryota; Fungi; Microsporidia. The transcript has a single exon.
AUGAGUUCACAGCGGCAAAUAGACAUAGCGCAGAGAAUUGCAAAAAUACGGCAGCCUGCAGGAGAAGAUGAACCAGAUAGAAUUCUUAGUGGGUGGGCAAAGACGCAUCCUCUUUUCAGAAAGCUUAUGGACGGGGCCCCACAGGGCAUAGAGGAAAAAGUAAACUAUUUAAUACUAAACUCGCAUAAUGAAGACGACUGGACAGCCACUUGCAGAUCAGCAGAGGCUCUUUUCAUCAAGACGCGCAGUGCCAAGAUAGCAGAGACGGCUUUGGCGGCAGCAGAGCAGGAAAAAGAUGCAGACUCACUUGCAAACAUCUUCUAUCUAAUUAAGAAGAUUGUAACAAUCUCCUGGGGUAGUGCAGAUAUAUCUAGUAGAAUAUCCAACCAUAACUUUGUAGGGGAAAAAGAGCAGUAUUUAGCUGUUUCUAUCUCAGAAGCACUGAAGGCCUCGCAGACACUUUCUCCUUGGGUCUGCAGUCUCUUAGAAGCAAGCAGCCAAGAGUUUAGAGUCUGCUUCCUAGCAAAUUUGCUGCUGGACAGAAACAGAAACCUGUACUUUGAUAUAGAAAGAUACACUUCGCUCUAUAAGCUAGGUGAGCAGGAUGUGCAAUUACUGCUGGAAAAGAUCAAGGAACGAGCUGAUCCAUCUGUUAUGCAGAAGAUUGUGCUGUACCUGCUGCCUCUUGUUACCAUGGUAGGGUCCUUAUGGUCACAGCUAGGAAUAGAUGACCUAGUUGCAAGAGUAAAUGAAUUUCCAGUUGAAAUCAUCAUUAAAAUAGCAUCGCAUUACCAGUUCCAGGAGAAUUCGAUAAAUAGAAUUGUAGAAGCACUCAGCCCAAAGAAUAUUCUGGAGAUGGCAGUUGUGUAUAUAAAUAAGGAGUACAAAAUGGCUUCAGAGGAAAGAAUUCUUCAAAGUGUUUUAGCUAGAAUUGAAGAAGACCCAGACAGCAUGUAUAGGGCAGAUAGCCACACCGGCCUGCUUGUUCUUAUGUCUAUGGGGCCAGAGGCCCUAGAAAAAGUCUCUUUCGAAAAAAGUAUAGAAGAAACUGUAGCACUCUUCCUUAGCCAGCUGCUGGAUAGUUAUUCAGAAAUGGAUAAAAACUACGUGGCAGAAAACCAAAGUAGUAUUCUUCUUAAAUACGCACAAAAAUAUCGCACAAAAAGUAUGCCCAGUAGUAGAGUAAUUAAUCAGGCAAUAUGCAAUGGAAUAUGCAUUGUUAAUGAGGUUUAUCCAGACCAUGUUCUAACAGAAAUUCUUGAUACAGUCCAUGGAAGAGAGAUUGUUGGGCUUGCACUGCUUCUUCUGCGAAAGCAAACUGACUCUCCUGUUCUUAUGCGGUGCUGGGAGCAUGCUGUUCUGCGAAGUGCAUCCGUAAAUGCAAAGGAGCACGCAAUACAAAUUGAAAGAAUCAUUGAUACUGACGGGAAUGAUAGAGAUAGGGUAAUUAGAUCAAAAUAUUUGUGCAAUAUUCUGAGCACACUCCCACUGUCUCUCCAGAGAAGAAUAAUAACCGACAGAAGAGUAACGAAAGAGGUCUGGAAAACCAUCAUGGGGGCAUAUAGAACGUACGAAGCAUGCGUUUUGGCAGGACUAACAAACAGCACUACAAUGUGGCAGGGAAUAUCUUGCAGUAAUUCAGAAUACCUGCAGCAGGAUAUUUCUGUGGUAGAAGGCGAGGCCACUAUAUUCCUUGCCCUCCACAUACUCAACACAAACUACCCACUGCACUAUGUGCAGAUAGUGGAUAAGAUGAAGCUUCUGUGCAAUGCUCCUGUUGCAGACACUACCACUAAAUGGAUGUAUUCCCAGAGCAGCAAGUCGUUUGUGUACGAAGGGACAUCAGCGGAGGUAAAGUAUGAUCUCACUAAGGAGAUGGAGAUGCUGCUCAGCAAAGAGAAUGGAUUCAUCCGGAGCAGCACAAUAUACAUGAUAAUUCAAGAGCACAUGUACACUUUGCUAAGAAGAGAAGCCUUCCGUGACUACGUGGUACAUGCUCUGCUAGGCGUGUUUAUAGAUCUGAAUGAAAAUUUAGUAGCACAGCUAGAGAAAAUAGAGACGGACCCAAGGAAUAUAGAAAUGAUUAUAAAGCACUGCACAAAACAGACAGUUGUAAUACCUAUAAAAUCUGUUACCCAGAAGAGGCCUGCCAGCGAUGUUCCAUCAAGGAAGGAGAGGAAGACCAUAGUCACCCUCACACCAGAGCAAGAAGAGGCAUCCAAGAAAGAAGAUAUCCGGCGUACUGGUAUUUUAGCAGCACAGCUAUCUGUCUCCAAGUCUGCAAACGUACAUAGCAUAAAUGAGAACGAGGACGAUAAUUUAGAGGACACAAGCGCAUUACCCACCCAGAACGCACUGCAGAUAAAAGUGAUGGCCGCCCUGAAAAAGUACACACCACAGGAGGUCAACGCAGCAGCAGAGUUUUUCUGCAAAGAGCUUGAAAGGUACUGGAGAAAGGAGAGAGAAAAGAUUUCCUCGCACUUUGAUGCAGUAGUUAAAAUUAUAAAGCUAUUCACAGGCGCGCCUUGCAUUGAAAGACUUGCGCCAAUUCUUAGCGGAUACCUAGACUCUACAUACAUAGUAGACCCAGAUGCGCUCAGUAUACUUAAAGAAAUAGUUCUGCUUGUAAUGAAGAAGUACUCAGGGAAGAAAGCAUUUUCCAUUUUGAACGGCUCAUUCAAAGACAAAAAAAUAAUUAAAGUCUAUAUAGACGCACUGAAAGACUCACCAUCUGAUCUCAUUCAGGAGGUCUUUGCACAUGAGAAGCCUGGCAGCUGGCUGCAUCAGGCUGCCAUACAGGCUAUUACUAGCAGGCGCAGUGAGCCAGCAUAUGAAAUAGCUGUAAAUCAGGCACUCAGCCAGGUCAGCAGCAGAAAUGACGAUGUACUAUUUGGGUGCAUGCAGCUGCUAAAGGAAGAAUACAUGCAUUCCCCGCAUUUGGAUAGUUCUAUAGUGAUAGUGCAGCAUGCUGUGGAUCUGCUUAAAAUACGCACUAAAAUAGACGCAGUAGGCAUGGUGGCUCUGGAGAUACUUAAGUAUGCUUUGUUCACUGCCAAUUAUGUGCUAGACCACAACUCCAAGGAAGAUAUAAUAAGCAGCAUAAAGUACGAUAUAUACCACUACAAAGACAUUCUAGUGUUUUUCUUGAGUGAUGUCCCAAUUACCGAGUUCUUGGAGAUAAUUGGCAAUGUCAACUCCCCUACAGGAAAAUCCGUGCGCUCUACCAUACGGACAAUACUAGCUGAGUACGUUCCAGAGGAAAAUAACGGGCCUACUGUUUUUACCACUCUGCUUGCACAGGUGAAGGAGGGAACAGUGUCAGACAAGCUGUUUAUCAUAAACCUUCUUCGAGAUGUAUUUGAAAGAUACGCAGAGGGCGCUUGGAUCACUCUUUUCCUCAAAACAGCAGAGAUAAUAGCAAAUGAAGAAAAAGAAGAGGUUUUACAAGGUCUUUUGCAGCUUCUGAAAGACAUAGUGGAGAAGUCGCAGCUGAGAAAGAAGAUGAAGAGUAUUUGCAAGGAGUGGAGUGCAAAUCCAAAGCUCCAAAAGCUUGUCAAAAAAAUAUCGAGUGCACUAAAAUAG